Mugil cephalus (flathead mullet) is the source of this 1249-nucleotide messenger RNA. It is a transcript of the gene fundc1, whose product is annotated as FUN14 domain containing 1. Gene Ontology annotation, cellular component: mitochondrial outer membrane. Lineage: Eukaryota; Metazoa; Chordata; Actinopteri; Mugiliformes; Mugilidae. The record is from RefSeq and is a predicted model, not a curated record. Gene Ontology annotation, biological process: autophagy of mitochondrion. The transcript is spliced from 5 exons. Bases 87 to 542 code for a protein of 151 amino acids.
UUUCUCUUUUACUUUGACCGUCCGAAUUGUGCAGAUGACGACAGACGUGGAGGCAGCUGAGGACAGAUAGACCUGCGUGCUCCAAAAUGGCGAACCGCGACAAGGACAUAGAAGAGGAGAUUUACGACAAGGUCGUAGAUCUCACCGAGUAUGCCAAACGUCAGAGAUGGUGGAACCGCCUAUUCGGGAACAACUCCGGCCCAGUAGCAGAGAAAUACUCCGUGGCCACACAGAUCGCCAUAGGAGGCGUGAGUGGAUGGUGUGUAGGUUAUCUCUUCCAGAAGGUUGGUAAAGUUGCAGCUACAUCUGUCGGCGGAGGUCUUCUACUGUUGCAGAUAGCUAACAACACCGGCUAUAUCCAAGUGGACUGGAAGAGAGUAGAAAAGGAUGUCAACAAAGCUAAGAAGCAGUUAAAGAAGGGGACAAACCAAGCAGCCCCAGAGCUCAACACAUUUUUUGAGAAGUCCACAGCAUUUGUGAAGAAGAACAUUGUCGUCACUAGUGGCUUCAUCGGAGGAUUUCUGCUUGGACUUGCCUCUUAGGAUCUGCCAAAGGAGAGGAGUCUACGCUUCUCUGGACGUCUAUGGAAAAGUAUAGAUAUAUAAACAAUAACAAGCAUUGCUGGAGGGUCUUUAAUGUAUUUAAGUUUAGCUUGUGACUUCAGUAUAUGUUUAUAAAUAUGCUGCACAUAAUUUUGUUUUUAAUACUGUACUUCCUCAUGACUGUCAGUAUGACUAGGGUACUUAACCAUCAGACCAGAGUUGCCCUCUUAAUACACUCCACUCUCUACGCCAAAUAAUGAAACAGUACAUAUCAUGCAAAAUCAGUUUAAACCAUGAAGGUGAUUAGAAUGAUAUAAUUUAUUUUUUACCAAAUGGAUAUUGUUACUGAUUUAAAAUGAUGCACUGCUAUGGUGGAAAAUUUCAAAAAUGCACUAACAGAAAGAAAAUUUAAAUUGACAUUCACAUGGCAUUCACAUCUCUAAGCGGGAUUGCCUCCGUGCCAGUGUUUUUACUUACUUAAUCAUAGUCAUCUUGAAAGUGAAAACUUGAACUUUAAGUGCUGAUGGACUAGGGAUUGUUAUGCCUUGUAUGAGAGGUGCUACAUGUUUCAUGGGUUAUAUAAGCCUCCCCUGCAUCUCUUUUUUAUGUAUUUUGUUUAGCAAUGAAUUGAUGAUUUAGGCUCAGAUAGUUGUGGUUUGUCUACAGUGUAAGUAAAUAAAUAAAGUGAAAAAAAAAAAAAAAAAAAA